AUGCGUUACGUCGCUGCUUACCUUUUGGCUCAACUCGGAGGAAACGAUGCCCCCGAUGCUGCUGCCAUCAAGAACAUCCUUUCCAGCGUUGGUAUCGAUGCUGACGAAGAGAAGCUCGGGUUGGUGAUCUCUCAGCUCUCCGGCAAGGACAUCAACGAAGUCAUCGCUGAGGGCAAAGAAAAGCUCGCCUCCGUCCCAACCGGCGCCGCCGCUGGUGGAGCUGCCGCCGCUGCCGGUGGUGCCGCCGCCGCCGAGGAGACCAAGGAAGAAGCCAAGGCUGAAUCUUCCGAGGACUCUGGUGAUGACGAUAUGGGCUUCGGUCUUUUCGACUAA
Molecule: messenger RNA, 333 nt
Organism: Oikopleura dioica
Lineage: Eukaryota; Metazoa; Chordata; Appendicularia; Copelata; Oikopleuridae
Source: the annotation of a GenBank genome assembly